CCCGUGCAUCGCACUGGAAUUGCGUCUAGUAAUUAUUCAAAGCCACGAAGUUCACAAUACAAUUAGGAGGCACAUUAUGUACAUAAACGAUAGGGAGCUAGGGUUCAGCGCUCUGGCGGCCGUUAAGGAAUCCGGCGAAUCUGCCGACGCUUGGGAAGGUAGGGAUACAGUGAACAAGGAGCAGACAUCCUCCCUCACUUUUGGCACCAUCGUUGUCCACAUCAGGCAAGAUGAGGUUCCAUCUCAACAAAAACUCUUAGGCGAUAACCUGUGACAGAAGGGGAUAAAUUUAGAGGCGCGAGAGCAAGUUUUACCAGUUUAUAAAAGGGGGUUUCCUGAUGGAGGAACUGCGCGCGAGACUAACAAUUGCAACCGGACAGGGAUGCUUGUACCAGACCGACAACGGACAACUCUAGCAGCUCGAUGCCGGAAGCAACGACAAAGAGAGUUCUGCUCGGGCAAGGAUGCAUCCGAGGAUCCUUACUGCUGGCAAGAUUACAACAGACGGGGUCAGUCAAACUUGAGGCGAAGAGGACGGACAAUUGCUUCGGCCAGAACCUUUCCUUUUCAGCGGCGGCAGGACAAGGAAGGCCCGGUCAAAUAUCAGCGCCGCCUGCAUCCUCCCAACGUAACACAUGGUUCUUACAAGCUGAAUUGGCAUCACAGACCACGGGUAAACGAAUCUGCUAGUUCCAAUUUUCAGUCCAAUGGGUUUAGCAUUUUAAUUGAAAGUAAAUCCUUUCAAUUCAAGAUUUUUGGUAGCAAUUUAUGCAUAUCUGAGAUGAAACUGGGAAUAUCUUCUGCUAUCGAGCUUGAUUUGGAAAAGGUUUUUUGGUUAAAAAACUCUUUCCCUAAACUCUUGUCUGACAAUUGGUCUGGUUCCCGAAUACAGUUGAAUAAUUCUUUGUGUUCUUUAUGAUGCCAAUUUCUUCGGUGGGUUUAUCUGCAUCAUUGACAAGGGACGAGAUUCCUCAUUUAUUCUUGAAGGACGUAAUGGAUUGGGGUUUAAUCGUUUUUUGCUGGACUAUCUAAAGCAAUCUCUUUUAUGCAUAAAUUAGAUGUCGCCUCGCCACAUCUUGCGAUUGAACAUGCCCCAAGUAAGAAUAUUUCAGAAAGCGUGGAUUCUAACUCUGUGUGGGAUAUCACCAUUCCAUCGUCUGAUGGGAUCUAUGAUUUCUCUAUUUCGAGAUUACUGUUACAAGUUGAUAUUGAGCAUUCUGUCUGCUUUGACAAAUCUAUGGCACUAAAUUACGUUGAGGAAUCUCAAUGCUCUGAGCCUACACAGGAACUCACCCCCUCUUUAGCAAUCACUAAAGAUUACUUUCAAAACACCAUGACUAAUGGGGUGGAUUCUCUUUCUGCUUUUUUAAUUAGAGAAUUCGAGAGGAUCGUUACUUCUUUAUGGGUGAUCAUGGCUCAAUUCAUAAACAGACUGAAGAAGAAGGAAAAAUUAUUAACCACGCUAAUAUGGAAGUCAAUGCUUUGGGAGACGUUUUUAUUAGUAAUCAGCUUUCUGUUGCGCCUGAGACUGAGCAAAGCUAUCCAUUCUCAGGAGAUGAUUUUCUUGGUCAUGCUUCGGAAAGCGAGAAGAGGACUCCUUUGUCAUCAAGGGAAGAUCUAUGGGACUCCGAUACCAAUCAGGAUAUUUGUUUUAAUGCAAGACUGGUCACAAAGGAUAAUUGCUUGCCUACGUCAAACUUAAAUACUCAGAUUAAAUUAUACAGGAAAAGGCACCAGCGAUCGCAUACCAUGAAGACUAGAUCGCAAUCACACAUGGAGUUAUACUAUUUAGAUUGAGCUAUUUGGGUCUCCUGGGUGGUCUCUUUGUUUACAUUUGGGUCUCUUGCAUGCUUCGGGUUAGGUCAUCUCUAUCUUCGUUUUCCUUUUUCUUGUUUCUCCUUUUUCACUUUUUUUCUCCAUUUUGUCUCCUCAUGUAUUUCCUUUGUUCGUUUUUAAUAAAAUUUCCUUUCUUAAAAAA
Molecule: messenger RNA, 1978 nt
Organism: Cuscuta epithymum
Lineage: Eukaryota; Viridiplantae; Streptophyta; Magnoliopsida; Solanales; Convolvulaceae
Source: the annotation of a GenBank genome assembly